AUGGAGCGGAGGUCGCCCAUGCCAGUGGCGGGGCGAAGGUCGCCCAUACCGGCGGCGGGCGGCAGAUCAUCUACGCCCGUGACAGAGCGGAGGUCGCCCCUGCCAGCGAUGGGCGAGGGGGUCUCCGCGCCCGCGAUGUCGACGGGCGGCGAUGGGUCCGCGGCGAGCGCGGGGGCGCCCGCGCAGACGGCCUCGAGGCCUCAGGCGGGUUCGAGGACGACACCCUCGGAUCAGUCGUCGAGAGGCGUCAGCGUGCCGCGGGCCCGAAGAAGUGGCACGGGCAAGCGCAGCAUGAGUGCCCGGUCCGGCUCCGGGGCCUUUGCCAAGGACGCAGCCCCGCUCACGCCGACCAAAGCCCUUAAGACCGGGGCGCACGCCACGCCACACUCGGCGCCGCAGCCCCCGCCCGUUGUGGAUAUCGUGGCGGAGACCGCGAAGCUACGGGAGGCCAUGGCUCGAGGGGCCCAGGCGGCCCAACAGGCUCGAGCGCCGGGGAACGGGGGCGACGCUGGCCAGAGUGGAGCUGAAACCGUGGAGUGA
This is a messenger RNA of Panicum virgatum (switchgrass), 540 nucleotides long. Its product is annotated as skin secretory protein xP2-like. The transcript has 3 exons. The coding region runs from base 1 to 540 and encodes 179 amino acids. The record is from RefSeq and is a predicted model, not a curated record. NCBI's taxonomy places the organism in Eukaryota, Viridiplantae, Streptophyta, Magnoliopsida, Poales, Poaceae.